CUUAUCAGCAGCUUCUGCAGAAAAUUUUUUUUGCUACGUCGAUGCGACGGACACGGCUUGCGUCCCACCACGACGAACUCCGAUUUUUCCGACGUAAUGUCAGAGAAACUCUCGUUGCAAUAGUCUGAGGUAGUGUCGGAAGACGACGCGUCCGCCAUUUUUAAAUAAUCUCGCUCGUGGCGUCACGACUCACGACUCGUGUCUUACGACCUGGAGCACGACGAGUCGUAGGCGUAGGUAGGCGGGAGACGAAGAGGAUCAUAUCGCGUAUAAGUCGGUUCCGAUUCUUUUUUUAACUCCUUUUUUGCUAUAAAUGAUAUACUCACUACACACGUGCGCGGAAUCUCGUGGCUCACUAUCAUCUGUCAUAUUGUGUGUAUUAGUUAUAGAUAAGGAGAAUACCUAAGGAUAAUAGAUUUUUGUAUCAAAGUAUUAUACAUAAACAUAAUUUAUUAUAAAUAAAUAAUAUGAAAUUAUAAAAAAUGGAUAUUACGCUGGAUGAUAAAUUGAACGUGCUGCAGCAAAUAAGUCAGCGGAAGCUUGUAGAUAUAUUGGAUAGCAUUCCAGGCACAAAAGAUCUGAUAAUAGAACAGAAAUUGAUGAAGAUACUGGAUAGUUUUGUAGGAGUGACUGUAUUAAAGCGAUAUGGAGUGGACAAAAUCUAUAAGAUGGAAGAAGGAUUAAAACCAUCAAACAGUCAACGAAUAUUUUUAGUAUCUAACAAUUUAAUCACAUGCAAGAGGGUUCUAGAUCAAAUACAAUCUGAAAUAUCUCAUGUUACCAGGCUUCAUGUCGAAGUGUGCCAUCAUUUGUUGGUCGUGCCAUUUGUUCCAGCUGUGUUACAUAAUCUAGUCGAAGAGGAAGGUUUGGCUGAGUUAGUUAGAUUGCAGACACUAUCUGUAGAGUUCGUAAAACUAGAUGGAAACGUUUUAUCCUUGGAAAGUCCAAUGUUCAUUGAUCUCUAUUACCAUAAGGAUAUCAGUCUUCUUCGAGCAUUAGCACACAACUUGUGGUCAUUGCAAUUGAUAUUAGGUUCACCAAGAUUCUCACUUCUUGUCGGCAAGCAUAGUCAGCAAGUGGGCAAACUGAUGGAAUCUAUGGAAGAAUGUUUAGGUUCGUCCAGCUUAGAAAACGAGAUCGGUGCUCUAAUCGUGAUGGACAGGAGUUUCGAUCUGACGACGACUCUCUUGACACCUGUCACAUAUUCGGGCCUGUUGAACGAAGUUACAGAGGUGAAUGUCGGCACGGCAAUGCUGGGAAAAUCUCAAGCGAAAUUGGACCCAGAUAAAGAUCAGAUCUAUGGACAAGUAAGAGAUACACCUUGCAGCGACGUUUUCCCACUUUUACACGGAAAGGCUAAAUCAUUAAAAUCUGAACAGGAAGCCGUACAAACGAUGAAAUUGGCUGAAAUGGAGAGAUAUGUGUCGACGAGAUUGCAAAAAACUAGAGAUACGACUCAACAAUUGGCGUUUCAUAUAUCUGCGUGCCAGACUAUCGCCGAUACUUUGGGUUCCGAGUUUCAAGCCUUGCAAACAAUCGAAAAACUAAUGCUUGACUGUAGAGACAGAAAAGAAUGUCUGAGUUAUAUAGAGAGAAAUAUAGAUGAGCAUGCGUUACGAUGUUUGCGUCUUCUAUGUCUGUUGUCCAUUACUACCGAUGGUAUUACACAAAGUGAGCUUCAAAAUAUCCAAAAACUGCAUCUCCAUACUCACGGUUAUCAGCAUAUUCCAUUAUUUUACAAAUUACACACCAUUGGUUUGUUAAAGCAUAGAACCGAAAAUAUUUUAAACAAAUUACCGAACCGAAAUAGCGAAUGGAGCAACAAUGCGCAGAAAUUAAAGAUGUUACCAAAUUACUCUAAACGAUCCGAUCAGAACAGUCGUAUCUGUCCUAGUUAUGUGUUCAACAACGCUUAUAUACCUGCCAUAGCACAGAUAUUAAAUAUUGUAUCCAAUCAAGAGAAGGAUCCUCGCAGCUUCGAGGACUUGGUAAAUUUGUCAAAUUGUGUUGUAAAAGGUUCACGGGGCACAUUAUCGCCAAAGAUGGUCGUAAUUUGCGUGAUAGGAGGCCUCACGUGCGCAGAAAUAGCGGCCUGUCGACUCAUCGAAAAAUCUACAGGAAUACGUCUCAUCCUUGCGUCCGACACCAUUUUAACGGGUAACAAACUUAUCCAGAGAAUACAAGAAAUAUGAAGACUUUUGUGAUCUUCAUCGGUAAUGUAAGAUAUUGUAUAUAUUAUUAUCGAUUUUAUUAUCGAUAUUAUUUAU
This is a messenger RNA of Nylanderia fulva, 2267 nucleotides long. RefSeq names its product vacuolar protein sorting 33B (gene Vps33B). Lineage: Eukaryota; Metazoa; Arthropoda; Insecta; Hymenoptera; Formicidae. The record is from RefSeq and is a predicted model, not a curated record. Gene Ontology annotation, biological process: vesicle-mediated transport.